Molecule: messenger RNA, 1731 nt
Organism: Fomitiporia mediterranea MF3/22
Lineage: Eukaryota; Fungi; Basidiomycota; Agaricomycetes; Hymenochaetales; Hymenochaetaceae
Product: glucoamylase
Exons: 11
Coding region: 1-1731 (576 amino acids)
Biological process (GO): polysaccharide catabolic process
Cellular component (GO): fungal-type vacuole
Molecular function (GO): glucan 1,4-alpha-glucosidase activity; starch binding
Source: RefSeq, a predicted model, not a curated record
AUGAUCUCUGCCCUCGUGGUCCUGCUUGCGUAUUUAUGGACGUCGUUUGCGCAGACGGCAGUAGACUCUUAUGUUGCGACUGAGAGUCCGAUUGCGAAAACCAACCUAUUGGCCAAUAUUGGAGCAUCUGGGUCGAAAUCUCAGGGAGCGAAACCGGGAAUCGUGAUUGCGUCUCCGAGUACCACCAAUCCGAAUUAUUUGUUCACCUGGACUCGGGACUCGUCUCUUGUUUUCAAGACUAUUAUUGACCAGUAUACGAAUGGGCAAGAUACAUCUUUAAGGACACUUAUCGACGAGUUCGUUUCCGCCGAGGCUACCCUGCAACAGGUAUCAAAUCCAUCUGGAACGGUGUCUACCGGUGGCCUUGGAGAGCCUAAGUUCAAUAUUGACGAAACUGCUUUUACGGGUGCAUGGGGACGUCCCCAGCGAGACGGACCAGCUUUGCGUGCGACUGCCAUCAUAAAUUAUGCUAACUAUUUGCUUGCGAAUGACAACUCAUCGUUUGUUACUAACACCCUUUGGCCUAUACUUCAACUCGACUUGGACUACGUUGCUCAGGAUUGGAACCAAACCACCUUCGAUCUUUGGGAGGAAGUUGAUUCUACGUCUUUCUUUACCGCCGCUGUACAGCAUCGGUCUCUCCGGGAAGGUGCUACGCUUGCUACGAAAAUAGGUCAGACUAGUGUUGUUUCGGGAUACACGACGCAAGCGGAGAAUAUUCUGUGCUUCAUGCAGUCGUUUUGGAAUGCUGGAGGGAACUUCAUGACUGCAAACACAGGAGGAGGCCGCUCUGGAAAAGAUGCCAACACGGUUCUCGCGUCCAUUCAUACGUUUGACUCGAGUGCUGGAUGCGACGCGGCAACGUUCCAGCCGUGCUCGGACAGAGCUCUAGCAAAUUUGAAGACAUAUGUAGACGCAUUCAGAAGUAUCUACUCGAUCAACUCUGGAAUAGCGUCCAACGCAGCCGUUGCCACUGGCCGCUAUCCAGAGGAUGUGUACUUCAACGGAAAUCCCUGGUAUCUAACAACUCUCUCUGUUGCCGAGCAGCUCUACGACGCAAUCACCGUCUGGAAUGCCCAAGGCUCACUAAACGUUACAUCCGUUUCACAACCUUUCUUCGCCCUCUUCCAAUCCGACAUCGCUGUCGGCACAUAUGCGUCGUCCUCUUCAACGUUUACGUCCCUCCUUUCAUCCAUCAAGAGCUUCGCAGACGGCUUCGUCUCCGUCGUUGCAAAGUACACUCCAAGCAACGGCGGUUUAUCCGAACAGUACUCGAAGAGUGACGGAACGCCUACGAGUGCAGUUGACCUUACGUGGAGUUACGCUGCUGCGUUAACGGCGUUCGCUGCUCGCGAUGGAUUCGUACCAGCUAGCUGGGGAGCUGCUGGCUUGACGGUACCUUCGACGUGCUCUACUAGUGGGUCGGGACCUGGUUCGGGUGGUACUGUCGCUGUAACGUUUAACGUUCAGGCGACCACUGUGUUUGGAGAAAACAUUUAUAUCACCGGCUCUGUCGAUGCGCUACAGAACUGGUCACCAGACAACGCGAUCAUCUUGAGUGCUGCUAACUAUCCUACCUGGAGUGUGACGAUCAACCUCCCAGCGAGCACGACUAUACAGUACAAAUACAUUCGAAAGUUCAACGGUGCUGUGACUUGGGAAUCGGACCCAAAUAUGCAGAUCACGACGCCUUCAGGCGGGACGUUUAUCGAGAACGACGUUUGGCGCUAA